Messenger RNA from Schizosaccharomyces osmophilus, 1539 nucleotides. RefSeq lists its product as uncharacterized. The transcript has a single exon. Bases 1 to 1539 code for a protein of 512 amino acids. Lineage: Eukaryota; Fungi; Ascomycota; Schizosaccharomycetes; Schizosaccharomycetales; Schizosaccharomycetaceae. The record is from RefSeq and is a predicted model, not a curated record.
AUGGAGAAGUCGGCGAAUUCUUUAAAUGUAGGAUUUGAGGAAGUCCAAAAGUUACUUUCUCUGGUUCAACAACAAACUAGUCUGCAAUUAAUACAAGUCUACAGAAGAUGUGAAGGACAAGAGUCGUUGCUUUUAGAAUUGGCAAACAGCAUCCAAGCGUAUUUCUCAGUAGCUGAUCCACAGCAACGAAAGCUGGAAGCUGUGUACGAAACUCAACUCCUGAUCCUUGAAGAGAAUAAUCAUGCUAGUAAAAACUUUCAGUCCUAUAAAGGUGAUAUCCGUUUAUCGAAAAAUAGAAUUGAACAGGUCUUGGAUAAACUAGUGGAUUUUUUGUCUUCGACUUCUUUUUCGGACAAUAGGAUGGCUAUUAAUGACUCUGAUCAUUUGCCUCAGGAACAAUCUCUAGACUCGUCCUUGAAAACACAAAGAGGACGGACCAGUGAGAUGCAUGAUUUUGGAUCUUGCAAACAACAGGACAAUGAAGAGACUUCUUCUGUUAGAUACAGUAGCCAAGAAGUAAGCCCGUAUAAAGGAGACCUAACAGAUACGCCUCCUAUCCAAGAGAUGCUUCCUUCGCGUGAUAACGGUUCUUUCUAUCGAAUCCCUCAACGUCCAUUUGAAUCCAGUAAUUCCUUUCACUUGAACGAUUCACCAAAACAAAAGUUUGAUAGGACGAAUGGAAACGCGUGCUUGUUUUCGAAAACAGAAAAUAAAGAUAAUACUAGAGAAUUUUCUUCCUUUUUCAAAUCCAACGAUCCUAAUCCACUCUCAAGCUCGAAAAAGGACAUGAAGAAUAAUGAGUAUGUGUAUGGGAGUACACCAAAAAAGGAGCUCGAUGACAGGAGGUCUCUUUCUUCUGAAAACUCUAUAAACCUAUCGUCGAAUUUGGAUCUUUCUCAAAAAAGGAUGCAUGAGCGAGGAACGAAUCCAAAUGAUAUUAUGGCAGAAAAACAGCAAUUGCGAGAAAUUCGAAAGAAAAAUCCAGAAAUAAAUAAAUUGGUAUACGAGAAAUCACCAAAACUUGAACAAACCGUUAAUUACGCUCGCCUAGCAAGGUCUGUUUCGUUUCUUUCUUUAAAAGACAAAAAGAAUAAAGUGUCGAGAAAGUCAAGAAAGAAGAAAAACCCAUUAGAAAACAGUGACAAUGGAAACUCAAAUCGUGUAUCUAGAUCUAACGGUAAAGGCAUUCAUGCUGAAGGAUCUCUGAGCCCUUCCGGGCAUCACAAAAUGCAUUUAUCAACCUUGAAACCAAAUCAAAAGGUAAUGGCCAUUGAUAAAGAAAACCAGCGUAUUCGAGAUCCGAAACUACGAAACAGCUUGUCAAAAACUUCAAAUAGCUUUCUUCAUCCUGGUGAAAGUACUAAGUCUUGCUUCAAUAAUGAAUAUUCCGAUGAAUGCAAUCACGAUGAUAAACUAAAAGAAAGUACUACUGUUUUACUUCGUGGACAAAUAAAUGAUUUUCCUCAACAAAUAUACCCUGCUAAGGUUAAUAAUCGAAAGCAAAUGUUUACUUUAGAUUUUAACGAUUGGCAUAUUUAA